AGAUUCAGAGAAGGAACUGGGAUAAAGGGCUUACGUAAGAGGAAGCAAUGAAUCCUUGCUGAAGCAUCAGACAGCAGGAGCCGUUGGCCAGAUGCUGCUGGAUGCUGACAGGGGAAAGCUGAUUUGGAGACAAGCGGCCAGAAAUGUUUGGACAUGUCGUCACUUUGGAUCUGACAUCUGAGUGAGUGUCCCUGCUUCAUGAGGCUUCGAAUUUGAGCCUAGGCUGGUAACCUGCUUUUGGAGCCACGCAGGUGGGAGGAUGUCGAGCACAGCUUCAUCAAAGAAGCCUUACCGCAAGGCACCCCCACAGCAUCGUGAGAUCCGCCACGAGGUACCCAUCAUUCGUGACGACCAGGAUGGAGUGAUCUUGGCCGAGCAGAGUCAGGAACCCUUGACGGAUGCAGAAAGGAUGAAGCUACUGCAGCAUGAGAAUGAGGAGCUGCGCCGACGGCUGACAUAUGUGACUAACAAAAUGGAGGCAAUGGAGAGGGAGCUGGAGUCAGGUCAGGACUACCUGGAGAUGGAGCUGGGCCAGAACCGUGAGGAGCUGGAGAAAUUCAAGGACAAAUUCCGUAGGUUGCAGAACAGCUACACUGCUUCCCAGAGAACCAACCAAGACCUGGAGGAGAAGCUGCAUGCCCUGAUUAAAAAGGCAGAGAUGGACCGCAAGACGCUGGACUGGGAGAUUGUAGAGCUCACAAAUAAAUUGCUUGAUGCCAAAACCACCAUCAAUAAGCUGGAGGAACUCAAUGAACGCUAUCGACAGGACUGUAACCUUGCAGUACAGCUGCUCAAGUGUAACAAGUCCCACUUCAGGAACCACAAGUUUGCUGAUCUUCCCUAUGAGCUGCAGGACAUGGUCAAUAAGCAUUUGCACAACACUCAGGAGUCCGCAGGCCCUGGUCAAGAGGCAACCCACACCUUGGCUCCAUCUGAUGUUGUGCCCACCUCAGUCAUUGCCAGAGUCUUGGAGAAACCAGAAUCUCUGGUUCUGAAUUCAGCCAAGUCUAGCAGUGGCAGCUGUCCCAUGGCUGAGGAUGUCUUUGUGCAUGUGGACAUGAGUGGAGCCCCUCCUGAUGCCUGCAACAGCGCAGUGCAGAUGGGGAAGGAGGGAGGAGAUGCGGGGAAACAGCAGAAUGGUGGCUGCAAGCCGCAGAGCAGUGUGGAAAGCGUGCCAGAGGAGGUGCCUGCCUUUGAGAAGCUAAGCCCGUACCCUACGCCCUCACCUCCCCAUCCUAUGUACCCUGGGCGCAAAGUGAUUGAGUUCUCUGAGGACAAGGUAAGGAUCCCAAAGAACAGCCCCCUGCCCAACUGUACAUAUGCUACGCGCCAGGCCAUCUCCCUCAGCCUCGUACAGAGUGAAGAUGAGAGCUGCGACAGGCACCGGACGCUCCCCAACAGCCCUGCUUCAGAAGGGCGCCAUUCAGCCUCUAGCUGUUCCUGUCAGCAGUCCCCCAAAGCGGCCAGGGCUCACGGCUCUUCCCAGAGCAGCCCAUUCAGCAGCCCUCCCCAAAUCCCGAGCGCCUUUGCCAGCUCUGCCAGCUCCGAGGAGGACCUCCUGGCCAACUGGCAGCGUAUGUUUGUGGACAAGGCACCCCCCACCUCAGAGCGGGUGCUGCUGGACCGGCACGCCUUCACCCCCAGCCGUGACACGGCCCCUGAGCUCCAGAAGAGGUUCAGCUGCUCCAUGCAGGAGCUGGGUAGGGCAGCCUCGGCUUACUCGGACGGUGAGGAGUCUGCACAGAGCUGCAGCUGGACCGUGAGCCGGGACUCAAGCGUGGACACAGACAGCACCGAGUCCAGAGCCCGCAGGAGCCAUUUCUCCUCAGACUAUGGUACAGAUUUCUCCCAGGAUGAAGCCCAGAAGCUAUUGCAGGAAAGCAGUGGAGGCACUGCUGAGCCUGGAAGCCCCUCACCGGAGAAGCACAAGGACUAUGUGGACCUUGGCUUGCCUGAGAGCCUAGCUGAGGAGAGAGAAAUGUUGCUCCAGGGAAGCAAGGAGAGCAACCAAGGAGGUGCCCAAGAGGAAAGUGGAGAAGGCAGGGUCAAGCCUCCCUUCAGUCGGCCACACCGCAGCCCCAAGAGGAUGGGGGUCCACCACUUACAUCGCAAGGACAGUCUGACGCAAGCCCAGGAGCAGGGCAACCUUCUCAGCUGA
Messenger RNA from Nipponia nippon (crested ibis), 2158 nucleotides. NCBI's taxonomy places the organism in Eukaryota, Metazoa, Chordata, Aves, Pelecaniformes, Threskiornithidae. The record is from RefSeq and is a predicted model, not a curated record.